Molecule: messenger RNA, 729 nt
Organism: Hymenoscyphus albidus
Lineage: Eukaryota; Fungi; Ascomycota; Leotiomycetes; Helotiales; Helotiaceae
Source: the annotation of a GenBank genome assembly
AUGUACCCAACUCCCAACACAAACCUCCUCACCCUCACCCUCCUCCUCACAACCUCCCUCGCUUCCCCUCUCAUCGAAAAACGUGCACCCCCCAUCUCUAUGGGCCUCGCCCGAACCUUCGGCGCCCUCGCAGCCAGCACCCUCACCAGCGUCGGCAACACAGUGGUAACAGGCGAUUGCGGAACCUACCCAGGAACAUCCAUCACCGGCUUCCCUCCAGGACCAGGAGUCUGCACAGGCAUAACCACAUCUGGGGGAACCGCGUCUAUGAACGCCGAAGCCUCCUGUCUCCUGGCCUACAACAACGCCAAAGGCCUUGUGCCCACCCGAGCCCUCACAUCCGCCAACCUAGGUGGACUCGUCCUCCCACCAGGAAUAUAUACAUUCCCCACUCAAGCCGCUGCUCUCAGCGCCGGGUCUACUCUGACACUUUCUGGAGCAGGGAAUCCUAAUGGACAGUGGGUAUUCCAAAUCGGCACGACCUUUGCGGCCGGUGCGAACUCGAGGAUUGUUAUGAGUAAUGGAGGUCAAGCGUGUAAUGUAUACUUCGUGCUUGGUACGGCGGCGAGCAUUGGUGCGAACGCGAGUCUUCAGGGGAAUAUACUUGCGGGGAUGACAAUUGCUGCUAGUGCUGGGGCUAGUGGGAGUGGGACUUGGUGUUCUAAGAAUGCGGCUGUUACGCUUAUCAACAACAAGCUUGCGGCUUUGUCGACUUGUACUUCUGUUUAG